AUGGCCAACAUCGACGAAAUCACUUGGGAAGUGCCAGAGGCGGCGACGGUGGAGGACCUCGAGCCGUAUGUCAACGUGAUGAAGGCCUUCGCGACCGCCUGCGACACGGACGACCAGGGCGUCACCAACGUGAACCGCGCCAACACCGUCAAGCUCUGUCUGUGGGUGCGCAGAUGCGUCCGCACAGGCACUCUAGACUCCCGGAAGAAGUUCCAAGCGGCAGCGCGCGCGGCCGGUCUGGAUGACGCGCUGCUCAUGCUCGCAGAGACCGGCUUCGGAGCGGCCUUCUGCGCGCUCGAGGCGCUGGUAUAUCGCAACGAGCCAAUGGCGGUGUACCUCGCGAAACAGCGCGUCCCGCACCUCGUGGCGCGUCUCCUGGGGGAGCUCGGGACGCCAUCCGGAGGAGCAGGCGCCCUGGGGCUGCAAGUCAAGUACAGCAACGACCCGUGGCUGACGUCCGCGAUGCUGUAUCUCCUGGCGGCAAUGGCAGCCUUCUCGUUCCGCUCGCACGCCUCCAUCAUCGACGCGGGCCUCCUGCCCGUCCUCGUGCGCUUCUCUCACCUCGUCGAGGACGAGGAGACCGCCAUGGCGGACGCGGUCGGGUCCGCGAACUCGGAGGUCGCGCACACGCGCGAGCUGCUGGGGUCGCGCGUCAACGUCUGCGCCCGGGCCUCGGCGGUGCUGCGCAACCUGGCGCACAACCGCAACAACCACACCCAGCUCAUUUCCGGGGACGUGCCCUCCGCGCUGCACGCCAUGGUCGAGUCGUCGGGCGACGCGUCGACCCGCGUGCACGCCGCGACGGCGCUGGCGUGUCUGAGCGGGGGCGAGGAGGACGACCCGACGCUCAUGAUCGCGGAGCCCGUCGUCGUGGAGAUCCUCGCCACGCUCGACGCCGCGAUCGACGGCAGGGAGCACCUCGGGCAGACCUGGACGGUCUGGAAGCUGGUGCAAGGGCUGGCUCGACUGUCGAUCAACGAGACGAACAAGGCGGUGCUGGCGCGGCACGGCGCCGUGGAGCUGAUCGCGCGGAUCCUCGAGGGCAAGCACCACAAGCCGCUCGUGGUCCAGCGCUUCACCGUGCGCACGUGCUGGAACCUCUGUUUCCUCAAGGAGAACCGGCAGGCAGUGCUGCAGCACCCGACGCUCGUGCCGCGGCUCCAGGACCUGGCCGGGAGGUCCGCGCGCUGGACGUUCGAGGACGGCAAGCUCCUCGCGAACGCGCUGAAGGGGUGCCUGUGGACGCUGGGCAUGUACGACGGAGAUUCGGACUUCCGGGACGUGCUGGCGACGCACAGCAGCUCGCUGGCAACGUCCUCGCUGGAGCAGUCGCACGCGCUGAUCCCGGACUCGGCGUGGUCGGAUCCGGUGUCGCUCGCGUCGGGGGGCGUGGAGCAGCGCAGCGCGGCGGUGGGCGUUGGCCACGUCAUGCUGAGCUACAACUGGCAGACGCAGGGGGACGUGCUGCUGCUGCGGGACGAGCUGCAGGCGCGCGGGUACGAGACGUGGGUCGACGUGGAUCGCAUGCGGGGAUCGACGCUCGAGGCGAUGGCGCGUGCCAUUGAGGAGGCCUCAGUCGUGCUCAUCUGCUACAGCCGCGGGUACAAGGAGAGCCAGGCGUGCCGGCUCGAGGCCGAGUACGCCUUCCAGCUCAAGAAGCCGAUCGUUCCCGUCCGUAUGGAAGACUGGGCGCCGUCGGGCUGGCUCGGCGUCAUCUGCGGCUCCCGGAUGUACUACGAUUUGUUCACUGCCAACCAGUCGCGCCGCGCACGCCAGGAGCGGCUCGAGGCGCUGCUGCACACGAUCGCGCUCACCGUGUCCGGCCAGGACGACGAGAGCGACGGAUACCGCGAGGCCUUCGAAGAGGGGCGCCUGCGCCACAGCGGCAGGCCGCUGAGCUCGGUUGACAUUCACGCGCACAUGGCCGACCGAGCGGCGCCCUUGCACGCGGCCGGGAACGUCGCCCCAGCGUACAUGAGCGCCCAUGUGCCGAGCGGGUCCGCCGAGCACAUCGCGCGGCUCGAGCACGGCAGAAGCAACUUGAGAUCGGAGACGUGCUUUGCGGACGUGGUGUCCUGGGACGUCAGCGAGGUGGAGGAGUGGGCGCGGGACAACGGGAUGCCGUGGCUCACCGCGGCGGUGCGGCGCGAGGAGAUCGACGGCGGGGCGCUGCUUGGUCUGCGCACAGCGGCAGCGCACGACCCAGUGGCGUUCACGGCCGCGCUGAAGACGGAGCUCGUGCUGCGGCGGGCAGGGCACCGCUUCAAGCUGCUGCACGCGCUGCAGGCGUUGUGCGUGGACGACAAGCGCAGGCCGGGAAGCUGA
This is a messenger RNA of Pedinophyceae sp. YPF-701, 2325 nucleotides long. The record is from the annotation of a GenBank genome assembly. Lineage: Eukaryota; Viridiplantae; Chlorophyta; Pedinophyceae.